AUGAAAAGAUCAUGUGCUCCAUCCCAGAAGAAACUCUUAAGUCAAAAACCAUUACAUCAACCUAAACAACAAGAAGAAAAUCAAAAGAAAAACCCAAAAGUUUUACUUAAAGUUAUUACUCAAGAAAAAAAGAAAAUUGAUAUUAUUAAGGUGUUUAAAAUCAUGUGGGCAAAAAAUUCACCUAAAAAACAAAAGACGUUUAAUGAUGGAUUUAUCGUAGUUAAUUCAAAUAAUAUUGGACUUAUUCACGAUGAAGAAGAUAAAGUCAUUGGAAAAGUUAAUAAUAUAAUGAAAGAAAUUAGUCCAGAAACUAUUGGAGGAGAUUCUAUUAUUCUUGCUGGAAAAGUUAUUGAAAUAGAAGAAGAAGUUCCAGUUGAACAAUAUCUUUCAGGAAAAUUAUUUCUUCAUGAAACAGCAAUAACUAUAACUCAACCAAAAUUUGAAUUAAAAAAAACAGCAUUAGGAAAUGGUCCAAUAAAAAAGAAAAAAGUUUCAUUAUAUAAUAAAGAAAAUCCAUUUGCAUAUUGUAUUGAUGAUAAAAAAGAACCAGCAAUUUUAAUUGAUCCAUAUAUUGGAAAAUUUUUAAGACCACAUCAAAUUGAAGGAGUUAAAUUUAUGUAUCAUUGUAUUAUGAGAGGAGGAGAAUGUGGAUGUAUACUUGCAGAUGAAAUGGGACUUGGAAAAACACUUCAAACAAUUACAUUAAUAUGGACGGUAUAUAAACAAUGUAAUAUUAAAAAAAUAGUUAUUGUUUGUCCUCAAAGUUUAAUUGGGAAUUGGGAAAAAGAAUUUAAAAAAUGGUUAGGAGUAGAAAGAAUUUCUGUUCAAACAGGAAGUAGUGAUAGUUCAAUGAAAGAGAAAGUAAAUGAUUUUAUAAGAGAUUAUAUUCCAGUAUUAAUUAUUAGUUAUGAACAAGUUAGAAGUCAUGUAGAAACACUUAAAAAAACAAAAAUUGGACUAAUUGUAUGUGAUGAAGGACAUAGAAUUAAAAAUUUAAUGAGUAAAACAAAUUCUUCAUUAAAAGCACUUGGAGGAUCACGACAUAUUAUAUUAAGUGGUACUCCUGUACAAAAUGGUUUAGAAGACUUUUAUUCAUUGAUUGAAUUUUGUUCACCUGGAUGUCUUGGAACGUUAUCAUCAUUUAAAAGAGUUUUUGCUAUUCCUAUUCAAAAAGCACAAGACGGAAAUGCUUCAAUUGAAGAAAUACAAUUAGGAACAGAAAGAGCAAAAGAAUUAACAAAUAAAUUAAAUGAUUAUGUUCUUAGAAGAACAUCUCAAGUUAAUGAAAAAUAUCUUCCUGAUAAAACAGAAAUUGUUUUAUUUAUAAAACCAAGUUAUUUACAAAUCAAAUUAUAUAAAAUUAUGUUAAAAGAAUUAGAAAAGAAGAAAUUAGAUCAAUGUAGUGCUUUAAAAUAUAUUCAAUUAUUUACUAAAUUAUGUAAUCAUCCUUCUUUAAUUUCAAAAUAUUUAACAGAAGAAAAAAUUUCAUUAAAUGAAAAUGAUGAAAAAUGUAUUAAAGGAAUUUCAUUAAAUGAAGAAAGUUCAAAUAAAUUUAAUAUAACAAUUCAAUUUAUUAAAGAAAUUCUAAUAAAAUCAAAAGAAAAAGUAGUAUUAGUAUCAAAUUAUACAAAAACAUUAGAUUUAUUUGAAAUAUAUUUUAAACAAGAAGAAGAAUAUAAACAAAAGAAAAUAUUUAAUUAUUUAAGAUUAGAUGGUAAAACUUCUCAAAAACAACGAGAUAUUAUUGUUGAAAAAAUUAAUGAUAAAAGUUCUAAUUAUAAUAUAUUAUUAUUAUCUAGUAAAGCUGGUGGUGUUGGAUUAAAUCUUAUUGGAUGUUCACGUCUUAUUUUAUUUGACCCUGAUUGGAAUCCAGCAAAAGAUAAACAAGCAAUGGCUAGAAUAUGGAGAGAUGGUCAACAAAAAAAAGCUAUGAUUUAUAGAAUGCUUUGUACUGGAACUAUUGAAGAAAAAAUUUAUCAAAGACAAUUACAAAAAAAUCAAAUUAGUGAAAGUAUUAUUGAAGAACAUUUAGAAAUGGGUAAAAGUCUCAGUGUAGAACAAUUAAUGAAAAUAUUUGAAUUAAAUACAAAUACAAUUUGUGAUACUCAUGACCUUUUACAAUGUGACUGUUGUAAUGGUGGUUAUAAAACAGAAGAAGAUACUCUUCAUUUAAUACCAAAAAUGAAAGAAGAAAUUAAAUCAAUUGAUCCAUUAAUUAGUACAAUUGAAGGAAUAAAUAAAAUGGUAUCAAUGCUUUUUGUGAAUGAAUUUCAUAAUAAACAGAAAAUGAAAUAA
Messenger RNA from Entamoeba histolytica HM-1:IMSS, 2295 nucleotides. Its product is annotated as DNA repair protein, putative. Gene Ontology annotation, cellular component: nucleus. The transcript has a single exon. Gene Ontology annotation, molecular function: ATP-dependent chromatin remodeler activity; DNA translocase activity; ATP binding. Bases 1 to 2295 code for a protein of 764 amino acids. The record is from RefSeq and is a predicted model, not a curated record. NCBI's taxonomy places the organism in Eukaryota, Evosea, Mastigamoebida, Endamoebidae. Gene Ontology annotation, biological process: double-strand break repair via homologous recombination; reciprocal meiotic recombination.